AACAGCCCUUAAACGGCUUGAGGCAACGGCCUCCCUGAAAUCCAGUCGACGCCAACCGUCGCACGCACUCCUGGAGCGCACGUCGACGUCAACCGUCGCACGCACUCCUGCAGCGCGCGCUGAGCCUGAGGUCCGAGCCGCUGCCACCAGCUCAGCAGCCCACAGCCCGGAGGGCCAGCAGGUCCCUGUGCACCUGGGACAGAGGACAACAGAGAGACCGGGUCCUCCAGGGCCGGCGUGCCCCAGUGUGACCUGGAGGAGGACGUGCGGGCCAGGGCCAGGGCCCAGGAGGGAGACUCCGAGCACCCGGACAGCAGCGAGCCCUAAGCUGGGCCUCUGGCUACACCUGCGACUGACUGAAGGGUCCCCCAUCAGCCCCUGGACUCUCCCGGCCUCGCUGGCCUCCCUGUGCGCUGGGCCAAUUGAUGGCAGUCACAGAAGAGCCUGGACAGAGACUGGCUGACAGCAACACCGAGACAGCGAGCGCGAGCUCGUCCGUCCUACUGAUCAUAAAGAGCUACAGACGAGGUGGACUGAGAAACAGUCCCUGUGCCCUAAUGCAACAAGCAGGUGCAGAGUUCAUGGGUGCUGCGGGACCAGGACCUAAGCAGGCUGACUGAGGCGACUUGUCCCGCGGUGGCCGAGCUGCCCCUGCAGUCGGGAGUACAGAGGAAGGAAGAUGUUGGGUUCUGGCCAGAGAAGGUCUCGGUCGGAAUUGGGCCUGGAGAAACCGAUACCGUUGAGGAGGAGUGAGCCAGGAAGACCCACCAGAGAAGUCAAAGCAGAACGAGACUCCGCUGCUCGGCGCAAUGAGCUAGCCGACCUCCGUGAGCAAGCUGCGUGUGUGAGCCUGGCGGAGACGCUGGGGUUCGGGGUCGUGGGGGCAGGCCCCGGGCGUCAGCCCCUGCCGCCUCUGCCGCCUCUGCCCUGGCUCUGUGGCUUCCUUUGUGGCCUUCUCUUCAUUUACUUUCUGUUUGUCAUGUGAAUUCCAAAAACGUCUUCAGACGGUAGGAGUUAGAUAGGUGGCUUUAGGAGCACCGUGAAUAUGGAGAAGUAGAAACCAAGCAGGGAGAGCGUUCGUUCCAUGCUAUCGUGAGGAGCAGUCAGGGCCGCAUUUUGUUGAUCGUCAUAGUGCAAGUUCAUCGUCUUCCUCGGACUUUUUGCAAGAUUUGUUACUUAUUUGUGAGGCAGAGCAUUAGACCGAGAGGGAGAGAUCUUCGAUCUGCUGUGCACUCCUCAAAUGGCCACAGCAGCUAGGGCUGGGUCAGGACGGAGCCAGGAGCUAGGAACUCCAUCCUGGUCUCCCCAGGGGUGGCAGGGGCCUGCGUACAUGCGCCAUCACCCUCUGCCUUCCCAGGUGCAUCAGCAGAAAGCUGGGUCAGAAGAGCAGCCGGGACUUGAGCUGGCAUUGCUGGAUGGGAUGUGAGAACCGCAAGUCUGGCGUCAUCGGCACCGCAGUGCCUGCGCCACUAGGAUUUCCUUUUUAAGGUUUUGUUUAUUUGACAGAGUUUCAGAGUGAGAGAGAGAGGGAGCGACAGAGAGAAAGGUCUCCCGUCUGCUGGUUCUCUUCCCAAAUGGCUGCAACAGCUGGAGCUGGGCCAAUCUGAAGCCAGGAGCUUCCUCUGGGUCUCGCAGGUGGGGUGCAUGGGCCCAAGCACUUGGGCCAUCUUCCACGGCUUUCCCAGGACGCAAGCAGACAGGUGAGAAGAGGAGCAGCUGCGACAUCGACCAUUGCCCAUGUGGGAUGUCAGUACCGCAGGUGGAGGUUCAGCCUACUAUGCCGCAGCUCCAGGCCCUUUUUUCCCCCAACAUAGACGCAGUUCCCCUGGAUGCAUUCCGAGAGAUUUCCUGUGUCAUCACUUGUACUGCUCUAUUGCUUUGUCAGCUUUGGACACUCUUCCUUUGUAGUGACUACGUGGUACUGCGUCUGCUGACGGGAAUGCUGGGAACUUGGAAAUGUUGGAGCAGUGUUGAAGUGGGUGAUCUCCUAGGGAACACACGUCCUUUGUCCUCUGUGGGCUUGUCGCAGGAAGUGGAGGCACCAAAUAGUCAGAAGCGAUCUGCGUGUUCGUCUCGCAGCCGCUCAUUUACUAUGAUCAGGACUUUGCUACGCAACACUGGCCAUGGCCCCGCCCUCUGCCUGGAGACGGACAGUGCAGAAAUGCGGGGGACCCGCACUUCUGAGUGAGCUUCGUGGAAUGAGAGUUAGGAGACGUUUGCUGCUCUUCACAGGUCGCCAACCAGAGCCUGAGUUCCAGGAGUAGCGAGAAACAGGAGUCUGCCUCCAGGGCUGGUCUCCCACACGGGUAUGGAUGGAGCCACAUUUUGAUGGUGGGCAGAGCCCCUGGUCCCGUCCUGAAAUGAGUCAGGGGAGAGUCUUCGGGGUUCCAUAACCCUCAGGCGGUGAAGGGAACCAGGAAGGGGAGCUGGAGCCUGAGCGCAUGGAGCAGUGGAGACCAGGCCUGUGCUCUGUGCAUGCAGCCGCUUCCCUGCUUAACGCUCCCCGUGUGCACUCAGCGGGGGCCUGUUUAGCUCCAUUUUCUACAAAGGUGCCCGAGUGCUCAAGAGAUGUGUGCAGUGUCAGAGCUCCGGGACUCUGGACGCCACAGGGUCCCGCCCCCACCGCCAGCCUCCUGGGCCUGCAGGGCCUCCUGCUGCGGCUGCACAGCUGCUCUUGGGGUCUGCUAGGCUGAGAGAAGGGGGUACCUGGGAGCACUGGGGGCUGGGCAGAUGGCAGCCCUGCUGUAUGAGGGGGAAUGGGAUGAAGAAAACCAGGAAGUCGGCAUAUGGCAAUCUUGGCUUUAAACAUGGUAUUAGGUUUGAACUCUUGGAUGAAUUGGGAAGAAUUGCUAUUUUCCCAUCAUCAGAUUAUCCUAUCUGAUCACUUAAUUCAGACCCUCAUGUCUAGCCAUUAAUUGUUGUUUUCUCUUCCUAUGGACAUUGUGGAUAAUUCCUGAAAGUGAAUUCCUAGGCACUUUUUAGAUUUGGUUGCUUUCAUGAAAUUACAAACAGACAUUGAGAAUUUGUGGAAAUCUGGAAUUAAAAGAUGAGUUUAGGGGCAGUUUUGUGGUGUAGAGAGUUAAACUGCUGUCCGUGAUGGCUGCAUCCCAUGUUGGAGCACUGGUUUGGAUCCCAGCUGCUCUACUUCUGAUCCAGCUCCCUGCUAAUGUGCCUGGGAAAGCAGUGAAAUAUGGCCCAAGGACUUUGAGCCCUGCCAUCCAUGUAGGAGACGUGGGUGGAGUCCUGGCCAUUUGGGGAGUGAAGCAACAGGUGGAAGAUUGCUUCUUCUCAUGGUCAUUUUGUCUUUCAAAUGAACAAAAUAAAUAGAAAAAUGAGUUUAUUUUGGCGCAAAAUAUUUCAAAAUGCAAGUAUAGAUUAGUCUUCAAAGAGUUCACAAUAAUACAUAUUAUGAAAAAACUAAGCAUAGAUUUGCACCAAAAUAAGCUUAGAUUUUAAAUCUGUUUUCCCACACACUUUUUGAAGUUCCCUGGCAUAGUAUUUCCCACUAUGCUUUCUUUUGUAGAAGAUUUAUUUAUUUAUUUGAAAGGUACAGUUACAGAGAGGCAAUGGUAGAGAGAGAGGUCUUCCACCUGCUGGUUCACUUCCUAGAUGGCUGCAAUCGUCAGAAUUGUGCUGAUCCGAAGCCAGGAUCCAGGAGAUUCUUCAGGGUCCCCAUGCAAGUGCAGGGGCUCAAGGAUUUGGGCCAUCUUCCAUUGCUUUCCCAGGCUAGAGCAGAGAGCUAGAUCAAAAGUGGAGCAGCCGGAACUCGAACUGGUGCCCAGAUAGGAUGCUGGCACUACAGGCGGCAACUUUACCUGCUACGCCACAGCGCUGGCUCCCCCACUGUGCUUUCUAGUUUGGUAGAUCUUCAGUGGAGCAAGCAUGGUCUGCAGAUCAACCAUGCCAGCCUUAGUGGAGGGAGGUCUUGGGAAAAGCGCAUCCCCUCAGGCCGACCCCAGCCUUAGUGAGCUGGAACGUGCUUUGUGCCUGGCCAGAGCCCUGAGUGACUGGUUUACAACUGAGGAGUAGAAAGUUAAUGGGAUGCAAUAUGAAGCAGCCUGCUUUCAGUUGGCCCAGGAAAGAGAAUCUGAGAUCUGGUUCCUGAUUGCUGUUUUUCACCUUCACUACUUUCUCUCUUUGUGAAUUCAAGACUUUGAACUGUUCCUUGGCAGGGGCCAUUGAUGGAGAUCAGUGAAUUAAGAGGUCUUCACUUGGCAGUUUAGACAAAAUCUCGAAGGAGGGAUUUUGGAAUCGCGCAGCCCAACUGAUUUGGAAACUGAUGAAAUAUUUCAGUCAGGAUAAUUUGAUAGGAUUCUGUUGCCUGCACACACGUUACUCAGAAGUAAAAUUCUAAAAUUCUUCCUUUGGCCCUUCAGGGGGAGCAUGGCCUCACCCGCAGCUUCAUUUUUGACUAGUCUUCAGAACUGUGGCUUCAUCCGUUUCUGUUCUCGGUAAUUUGGUUUAUGGUACUUGGCUAUCCCAGCCCUAAGAAAAUGAGAGUUAGAUCAUUGUAGUACCCACUACUGUGAGUGCUUGAGACUGCCUUUUUAUUUUUUCCCACUCAUCCUCAUAGUUUUGGGUCUAGCUUGGAAUAUUCAGACUAUGUAUAUUUAGUGUAGCCUACUGUUGCUGUGGAUUCUUUCAGAGAGGAGGAGCGUGGUGGGGGCAAGAGGCGCAGAGUCACCACACAGACCCCGGGAAUCGAGUGAAAGCAGGCCAGAGGUGAGCAGCCCACAGACUCGUUUAUUUCAGUUGGUACAGCAGCUUAUAUAGCUGAGGCAGCCAAUCUGGUCAAGGGGUGGUCUAUGCCCUAACUAAUCACAGCCUGUUGCCAGGCAGGCUCCAUUGCCAUGUGGUUUCCAAAGCCAUCCAAUCACAGCCUGUUGUCAGUUUCCGUUGCCAGUGGCCAUCUUGGCAUGACCUUCUCAUUCCACCACAUUUCCCCCUUUUCGUUUAUUUUUGAGCAAUUGGUGGAAUGAUUCUUGGCCAUACCAUUGUUGACCCCAUUUCCACAGCCUCCGUAUGCAGCUGUGCCUGUCUUAGGUUGUCCCCCAGGGGAUCUUACCUGUCAUUGAUUAACCAGCGCUCAAAACGGGAGACCACAGGAGUGCUUGCUCAGAUAGGGGUAGGAAUGAGGAACAAUGGUAAUCAGGAAUGGCAUGUCCGCACACAGGCUGUGGGCCAUUUGAGUGGCUGACCAGAGCUAGUGGGGGUACAAAAUAGUAACAGAUAUGGCUAUGGGCAGUUUCUCAGGGUAGGAUGAUAGGGCAGGUGCGUCUGCUAACAAGGUGGAUUCUCAGUCUUGUUCAGCUGGUUCUGGUUGGCUGUCAGUUGCAGGCUUGAUGUUUCUGGCUGGUACCUAAAUAGGCUGUUCCGCAUUCUCUGGAAAGACACAAGCAUAUCCUCUACCUUUGGUUAGCAGAAGCCUUUUUACAGGUGCUGCAAUCCAAGGCCUGAAUUCUGCAUCCACUCCUACGUUAAUGGCAAACAUAUGGGUGGGAUGGGGUCUAGUGGCUGCCCUGAGAGCCUGGGGUGCCUGAGGACUGCCACAAAUGUGGGGAUCCUCACUGGGUGCGGAUGGGAUGACCUCACAUGGGUUAUCACCUCGAGGUCAUCUAAGUUCAUCCAUGGGUACUUGGGGGGUGGCUGACCAGGCAUUGAUGCCUUGUCUGCUGUCAUGUUAUUUUCACCGUCAGAGCUCUCUCUCCCUAAGUCAUCAACUGAUGUCUGUGAGGCAGAGGCCUGGAGUGACAGGCUCUUAUCACACAGAUUCGUUAUGUUUGGAAAUUGUGGGUUUCUGAGAGGGGGGUAUCUAUCUUUCCCAUGUUUGAGUGCUUAAGAGCGGCGUGCCACGCCACCUCUAGCCAAAGGAAAGACACGCACAGCACUGCUGCCAUAACAAAGCAAAUUCCUAGCACCUCAGCAGCUGAUGGCCUUCUGCAGGGGUUCCCUACGUUAAAGGAACAGACAGUGGUGUAUCAGAUCCUACCUAUACCCUGUGCUCAGUGGGGGACUUCCUUGAUUUGUUAGGUUGUUGUGCCCAGAUCAUUAGAUCCCCACAGAGACCCCCAGAGAGUCCAUCACACCGAACUGCAAGAGCAAGGUUUAUUCAGGGGUACCGGCCCCGACAGGGACCCCAUCCAACCAACCCAUGCAGCGGAGGAAGGAGUGAGGCCCCGGUCUUUGUUUGGGAGAGUUUUUAAAGGAAAAAAGGGCUACAUCAGCAGGAAAAAAGAGUUACAUACAGCAUGGAAGCUCUGGGCACAGGGAGUUACUUUGUUCAGCCAUCUCUACUGAGCUGUCCUUGGUCUACCGAGCUAGCUGUCCCUGGUAAGCUUUGAAAUCUCCGGAAUGCCUGAAUGCCUGCUUUUACAAGGACCCGGGUCUGCUAUGGGAAACAGAGGCUGCUUUUUUUUUAUUGUUUUAAAAUGGAGUCACUUUGGCUUUUCAUUCCCUCCUUGUUUUUGUUCAUGUUUGAAAAACCCAAUCAUGGUUUUUAGACUGACAGUUCGUAAGUUUCACAAACGUUUAUGGGUCUAUACUGGGACCAUUGGACCAUUAAUUGAAUGGUGCCCAAUCUGUGUUUUAUGAACUGCACAAGUCUGUUGAUAAUGUAAGGGCCAACGGUUAAGAUUAGAAUUAGGAGAACGAGGGGCCCAGUGAGUCCUGUUAGUAGGGUGGUUAGCCAUGGGAUGCAUUAAACCAAGACUCAGACCCCCCCGAGAGGCGUCCUGUUCUUUUUUCCGUUGUGCCAGUCCUUCCCCGACUUUAGCCAUGUUAUCUUUCAUUAGGCCCGCGUGAUCGGCGUAAAGCAGCACUCUUCCCCCAGAGCAGCGCACGCCCCCUUGUUGCGAGAACACUAGGUCGAGUCCCCUCCUCAACUGUAACACAGCUUCAGCCAGAGAUGAGAGGGAUCAUUCAAAGUGGGUAAUGGAGUUUUCUAUGCAUUCUAUGUCAAUGUCUAUAGCUGCCCUUAAUUUGGAGUACUGUUGGUUUUGGGUUACUAGGACCGACACCCUGGUGCCCAGCCCCCAUCCCCCCAGACUGGCUCCUAUUAGUAAACUCAAGUUAGGGCAGUUAUGGGCUCCAUUUUAUAUCUGUGGGUUUUAAUUAUUUCCUGUUUGUCCUGGAUCUUUUUUAGGAAUUCACUAUUUGUAUGAUACAGAAUUUUGGGGACCAAUCUAACAAGUACACAAUAAUCAGUCUGAUUUAAGACCUGGAGGUGGACACAAGGGUGUCUUCAGGAGCAGGAGUCGGCAUGGGACCUGGGACGCAUUCAGCUUUGAGAGACCCAUGGACACCCAGGCACAGAAGCCUGGGAGCAGCUGGACACAGGAGAAAAAGCUGUGAUGGAGGCCAGUGACGGAGCUGGUGACCCAAGGGCGGGGGUGGCUGGGAGGCAGGAGGACCACAGAAUCAGGAACUGGGGUCCCGCAGGGGUCGCCCCACCAGGGUCACGUCCCAGCCUCCCAGGGCUUGCCCGUGCCCCUCUGCUCCCACUGUGAGUCUCGCGUGGAAUUCUCUGCAGUCCACGGACGGCUGACCCAGGCAACAUUGCCCCGUGACUGGAAGAAAGGGCAGGCUCCUUUUCGGGCAAUCGGGAGAGCCGCUUUGCUCUUGUUCCCUCUCUCCUACACCUUCCAGGGCACUCAGGACAGUGCAUCCCACGCCACAUGCCUGCUGCACAGCUGCUGCACGGUCCCGGGCUGCAGUGGGCGUGGCCUGAUCGGCUGGGGCGCCACUCCAGAGGGCCAGCAGGUCCCUGUGCACCUGGGACAGAGGACAACAGACAGACCGGGUCCUCCAGGGCCGGCGUGCCCCAGUGUGACCUGGAGGAGGACGUGCGGGCCAGGGCCAGGGCCCAGGAGGGAGACUCCGAGCACCCGGACAGCAGCGAGCCCUAAGCUGGGCCUCUGCCUACACCUGCGACUGACUGAAGGGUCCCCCAUCAGCCCCUGGACUCUCCCGGCCUCGCUGGCCUCCCUGUGUGCUGGGUGUUGCCAGAGAGAUCCCCGUGUGCAGAACCUCAGGAGACCUUGGGCUGGGUGUGAAGUUCUAGGUUCCUCGUUUCUCCUUCCACCUCUGAGUGCUUCCGGGUUGAAAUUAUUUCAGAAUACAAGUAGUAAACAUCGUUGGACAACAGUGGACACAGAAUGUGUUACCCAGGAGAAGGGGAAAAGUGAGUUGCCCAGGUUCAGGUCUGGGGUUACGGUGGCCUGCAGGACUGGGACAGCGGAACGCCUCGCCUUCUGCCCGCGGUGUGAGCACAGCUUUGGAGGCCGCAGAUCGCUUGGUAGACAUUCACUUGGCCUUCCCCACGGGGCUGCGUCAGCCCACUGUGUCCUCCAGGGUUUCUGAGCAGGGCUCUGAAGGUGAACGUGGGGGAACUGACUGCCUCUUCUGGGACACUGAUGAUGCACCUGAUGGUGCCUGGAGGCAGAGCCUUGUGCCGUGUGUCAGGAUGCCAGCAUGGUGGCGCCAUCAUUCUGGUUCUGCCAUUCAGAGGUGAAAGAAAACGGAGCAGCUGGUUCCGGUGUAGAUGUUACCAGGUCUUCACAAGCCAGGAGGUGUUUGAUGUUGUUUUUUAGUGGAUUUUUAAGCCAGAGGUGAAAAGGCAGUUAAAAUAUCCUACAGGUUUUAAUUUCUCACAAAAUAAAAAUCAAUUUAGAUCACUCACCAAAGCAAAAAGCUUUGGGAGCCCUUGUUUUUAUUUAGGUGGGAAGGUUCUUGAGGAAUUCCCCGAGGCUGGGCUGUGGCUGACUGUCCGUUUCUUGCUCUGACUUCACACGGAGCUGUUCUUGGUGACUCCAGAGGUCUGCAGAGGCCCUGGGCGCACUUUUGUCCUGCUUGCAUGGGGAGCUGUAUUUCGUGACCUUUUGGACUUGGACUGAGUUCAGGCUUGCACCUGUGUUUUUUGCUCUAUGCAUUUCUUUUUCCCAUUUUUUUUUCUUUGCAGUAGUUUUCAUUGUUUGUUUUUCUCCAUUUGUAUGUAGAUAGCAUCAUUAGACUUAUUAGCAUUGUGCAGUUAAUAUAGAUUUUUCUUGGCAGUUGUCCUCAUAUGUAAAACUUAGAUCGUACUUAGUCUCACUGCUUAGUGUUGGUGUCCAUGCGGUUACUGUUGUUGGAGCAGCGUGGUUAGUCCCCUGGUUGUAGUCUCAGUGGGGGUCGCGAUGUUGUGCUGAGUCACACUUGCAGUGAGGGAAGAACACGGUGAAAGGCCCCAUGGCCUUCCAGGAGGAAGCGGAUGUCCUGGAGGGGUACAGGCUCCUGUGCUUCAUUGGCCAGGGCAGCUUCAGCCACGUGCAGCUGGCCCUCCACCUGAGAACAGGGAGCGAGGUGGCCGUGAAGGUCAUCCCGAGAGACCCUGAGGACUCAGCCAGCUUGCAGAAGCUGCUGGGCGAGGUGGACCUCAUGAAGGGCCUGCACCACCCGCACAUCAUUGAGUUGCUGGAGGUGAGGCACACAGCCGACUGCACCUACCUCAUCAUGGAGUAUGCCAGCCGGGGUGAGCUGCGCUGCUACGUGGCAGAGCGUGGCCACCUGUGGGAGGAAGAGGCCCGCUUCCUGUUCGGCCAGAUCCUGUCGGCCGUGCACUACUGCCACGGGCGCCGUGUGGUGCACAGAGACCUGAAGCUGGGCAACCUGCUGCUGGACGCCGGCCUCAACAUUAAACUGGUCGACUUCGGCCUGAGCUGCCGCGUCGCCGAGGGCCAACGGCUGGACACGUUUUGCGGGACGCCCAAGUAUUGUGCCCCGGAAGUGUUCCUGCAGCAAGAGCACGAUGGCUUCAAGGCUGACGUCUGGAGCCUGGGGGUGGUCCUGUACGCCAUGCUGACGGGGGCCCUGCCCUUCUAUGGCAGGAACCUGCGGGAGCUGGAGGCCCGCGUCCUGGGCGGACGUUACCUGCUUCCGGCUCAUACAAGCACAGCACUUAAAGAGCUCCUCAGUAAAUUACUGAGUGUGGACGCCAGGGAGAGGCCCACAGUGGAAGAAAUCAUGGGCCACUGGUGGCUUGGCAGAGGCCCAGAAAAACCCGAGAUAACCCAUGUGGAGCCUCUGGGAUCCACCCAGGAUUCUGAAACCCAAGAGUACCUGGCAGGCCUGGCCUUUGAGCCAGGCAGUGGAGAGGAGUCCCUGUCCAACAAUCAAUGUGACGGCGCCAUGUCUGUCACACCAGUCUCCCACAAGGGCCACCCGAGGGUGGAGCCCAUAUCUCAGGCCAGACUCUCCCCUCCUAGCCUCAGUGUUCUGCGGAGCCACCCUGUGCCCAGGAACCUGAGGAAGAUCACAAGUCAGCCAGCGCCCCCCUCCUCCCAACUCCAGCUGCCACGAGACCACCAGGAGGCAGAGCCACAGGCCUGCAGUGCAGCCCCCAUGCCCGACUGUCCCCAGGCUGGCCAGCCGCAGAUGCGGAGCCCCGGGCCCGGGCUGAGCCCCCUCACAGGCCCUGGGGCCUCCGCCUCCCCGCUCAGCCCCGGCAGCAGUGAGGGGCCCCUGGAAGAAGGGACGCACCCCUGGGGAGCGGCAGAGCACGAAGCUGUCCCAAGAGGGCAACCAGGGCAGGCGGCUGGGACCUCAGCCACUGCCUCGGACAAGAGCCGGGGCUGCUGGGGCGUGGGCAGGAGGAUGGUCAGGUUCCUCCUGCGGGCGUGUUGCAUCCUGCCGGCCAGCGAGGAGGACCCUGGGGUCAGGGGCACAGACGGGGCUCCCCCGUAGCCUCCUGCAGGGCGGCCCUCGAGGGGAGGGGCCCUGGAGCCGAGCUGCCUGAGGGUUGUUGGCUUCAGCCUUUUGUGAAUGAUUCUCAUGAAUAAAAAUCCUAGCUGUGCGCAGGGUCGGGUUCCAGGUGAUGCCUGGAUCCCCGUGUGCGCCGUGGAACUGUCGGUUCAGUUGUCUGGCACAGGGAUGGCCACGCAAAGACCGGUGCUGCCCGAUGCCACUUCUUGGGGAUUCCAGAGAGGUGACCCUGAAGCCAGAAGAGACUGAUGGCUCCCAGAGGCGGGGGUUGGGGAGGGACAGGCCCACAGCCUGUGGGGUUGCAGAUGCACAGGAAGGGGUGGGCGCUGAGCUCCGGGCACCCAGGGAGCUCCUAGUACAGAGUCAUGUCUGAGAAGAGCUGCGAUAGCCCAUGCCCGUGUCCCCCUGCGUUGUCACUGGGCAACACGAGGACCCCAGGGCCUGGAGCCUGACGUCCUGGUGUGCGGGGUUGGCCAGGUGUGGACUCAGACGGCUGCAGGUGGGACUUGCUCAGCAGAGGAUUGGGGUGGGCCAGUGCCUGGGGCUUCACAGAGCCCCUGGCAGCACCCUGGCCUUCCACAGCCUUCUGAGCAAAGCGAGGUGGCAAGGGGCCCGGGGAAGAGGGUCCCCUUGGGCCCUACGUGGAUAAGCUGUGGGUUCGGGCCCUUCCCCUACCCCUGUAGGAUGCAGGCCCACACAGCAGCUUUAGCCACCACGUCACAGCACUGAGCCCAAACACUCCUUCUUGCCUGUCUUGUCUUUCAUAUCCCUUAUUGUAUGGAGCCUUCCUUUGAGGUAUCACUCAUGUACCGUGGAUGUGACCCUGUGAGGCGUCCCGCACACUGGUUCUAGGUGCACACCUGUCUCUAUCGAGCUCACUGUGUGAGAGCUGGGCUCAGGGAGGCUGCAGAUGGCGCAGUGACAGAGACACUGGACUCGGAUCCCUUUCUUUCUCCCUGGCUUUCCUCUCCCUGACCAGGGCGUCUGCAGACCGAGCCCUGGGAGAGCGGAGGGAGGGUCUGAAGCAGGCCCAGUGAGCCUGAGUAGGAAGUGCUAGCGUGGCCGGGGCUGCUCCCUCCUGGCUGCGUGGGCGCUGCUGGGGAAUCAGAGCCCCAGAGACCCCACAGGGCAGGAGACACAGGGGAGCCUGGCAUAGGGAGACUUGGAGGGUGCCCAAAGUGCACCCCAAGGCAGCACUGGAGAGAUGGGGUCUCUACUAUUUAGGAAAGUACUGAAGGCUACAAGGUCACUGCUUAAGAUGAGCCCCGGCCAGUGCCCCGGCUCAACAGGCUAAUCCGCCGCAUUGCGGCGCCGGCACACUGGGUUCUAGUCCCGGUCAGGGCGCUGGAUUCUGUCCCGGUUGCCCCUCUUCCAGGCCAGCUCUCUGCUGUGGCCCGGGAGUGCAGUGGAGGAUGGCCCAAGUGCUUGGGCUCUGCACCCCAUGGGAGACCAGGAGAAGCACCUGGCUCCUGCCUUCGGAUUAAGGCGGUGCUCCAGGCCGCAGCGCGCCAGCCGCCGCGGCCAUUGGAGGGUGAUCCAAUGGCAAAGGAAGACUUCUCUCUCUGUCUCUGUCUGUCUGUCUCUCUCUCUCUCUCACAGCCUCUGUCCCCAUCCGGGCACAGACACCAGGCAGAGUGAAUCAGGGUCGUGGGGGAGGGGCCCAGUGUCCUUGAUCUUCAGUGGUUCAGGGCUCCCUGGGGACGUCCAUCCGCAGGCCCCUCCUCCUCCUGUGUGUGCAGGGGGAGUGAGUUCUGGCAUCUCGAUGCCCACAUGACAGUCUGCCUGUGUGCCCUUCCCUGACACCAGGGAGGCAGAGCAAUCACCCCACCCCCGGGGUUGGGGGGCUCAGGCUCCAGGUCCAGGGCUGCCGCCCCUCCCCCACUGUCUCCCUGGCUCCCUGUGGAGCUGGGCCUCUGCCUCAGGCUCAGCUUACAGUCACAGCCUCAGCCCCACCCCUGCAGACCUGGGCUGUGGGCAUUGGCCCCUCCUUCACAAACAGGGAAACUGAGGCCGAGAUGAAGAGCCAGGCCCCUCCCCAGUGAGCGGUUCCUCCCAGGCCCAGGUGGCUGCUGAUUCCUGCCCCACACAGGGAGCAGCUGGGGCAGAGCCGGGGCGUCAGCACCCGGGAGCAGCUGCCAGCCCUGGGCCCAGGGGUUCAGUGUGGAGGAGACAGCUCCACCUGUGACAGAGGAACGUCCUUAGGCCAGUACAUGGAGUGGAGUGUAUCUGAGAAGAGCAUCGUACAACAACGAUGAUACAAGAACCAGGCAGCUUCAGACACGGAGCAGGUUCUGAGGUUGCUCAUCCACGACAGGUGCACAGCACUGCUGGACACGGGAAGUGGGUGCCGAGAUCAGCGCCAUGGCCCCACGCAGUGCCCACAGCUGCAGGGCGGCCACGGCUGAACUAGUUAAUUACUCACAGCCUAAGUAGUGACCUGGCUACGGGGCCUUGUGCUGCAGCCACAGCACAGUGCCAGGAUGAAGCUGAGUUGGGUGUUGGCCCAGUGCAUGAGCCUGGUCCAAGUCCAUGUCUUCCCGUGAAUUUUCUUCAGCACCUGGUAAGGCUUCCCGUGAUGUCAUUCUUCUGACUAGAGGUAAAGUGAGGUGGCUGGGUGACGUUUCAAUGGAAUUACCAACGUCCGAGUGCAAAGCCGUGUUUUAGGAUCUUGGUGCUGCGGCUCCCUUUGGACCCCGGCCACUGAGCUGGGACGGUUGUUCGGGCGCUGCCAAUGAGGAUACCCGGAGAGGCAGGGGGCGCCCAGCCCAGGGUGGAGCCUCAGAGCCUCUGCUCCUGCUGAGCCCGCCCCUCUCCUGCCCCCGAGAUGGGAAAGACUGAGCGACCCGGGUGAGUUUUGGUGGAGCCCAGAUGAGUGGGUCAUCACCGUGGGGGUCCGCCCUUGCCGUGGGCAGCACCACCCUGCCCACCCAGAACUCGGAGAGAACAGGGCCGCAGGGCAGGGGCAGCUCGGGGCUCUCAUGGAGCCUGCGUGUCUCAGUGCUCCCCCCUCAGGGCUCAGAGCCCCCGGUGCUGUGGCUUUUCCACUCCAGAACUCCCACCCGUGAUCCUGGGACUCCCGGCUGCAGCCCGAGACCGAGAAGAACCCGGUUGACCUGGGUCCUGGGUCCUGGGUCCUGUGGACUCAGUCUGUGCCCGCUCCCAGCUCUCCUGGUUUUCUGCUGGGCAGACAGACGCCCCUGGGACUUGGCAGACGCCAGCGCAGGUGAGCCCCUCCCCCUGACAGACCCCUUUCCCUGCCCCACUCUCUGUGUGUGAUUUGGCUUCCAGGGAACCGUGGCUAGAAGAGAUUCUGAAUCCUCUGGGGACCUUACUGGGUGCACAGGUGCGAGAGAGGUGGGGUCUGGGAUUUCUGUGUUCUGGAAGCUUCCAUGUGGGGCAGGGGACAAGGAGCACAGUCAGGCAUCCUCUGAGCACUCUGCUGAUCCCGGCUGUGGACCCUGAGAACCAAGAGGGCCCCCGUGGCUGUGUGGACAGAGACCCCGAAGCUGCCCCUUGCACAGGCGGCCACUGAGCAGCUGCCUACUAAUGGGGCCAUGGGCACUGAGUGGCGUCUCCCACACUCGCCCUGGGAUUCGAAACACCUGCUGGCUGGAAGAUAGCGCGUUCUGGGCAUCUCCCUGGGGAGAUUCAGUGUUCAAUAUCAGGAAUAGUUUGUAUUGACUUGCCUGGGUCCCAGGGAAUGUUGAGCCUGGGCCUGCAUUAGUGUGGGGAUUUUAUGAGACGGGAGUUUGGGCAGAGCUAGGAGCAGGCCUGGAGCUGAGGGUGUCCUCUUCAGGCCGGGUGCAGGACCUCUGACUAGGCCCCCAGUUCUGCCUUACCAAAGCCCAGUGCUCUCUGACAACCACGUGGACGUGGGGAGGUCUCAGGAGAAUGGGUGCCUGCUGGG
Messenger RNA from Oryctolagus cuniculus (rabbit), 14641 nucleotides. Lineage: Eukaryota; Metazoa; Chordata; Mammalia; Lagomorpha; Leporidae. The record is from RefSeq and is a predicted model, not a curated record.